AUGGGUAACGACACAAACAGCAUCACUGUGGCGGUUCCUGGAAAAGGAGUUACGAAAGUAACCAUCAAUGCUAGCAGGAUUGAGGAAAAGUCCCAAGAUAUUCGUGCGGUCUAUGAGCAUGCCAAGGCUUUGGGUGCACUCUUUGGCCCAUAUGCCCAAAUGUCACCAGACACUGUUUUACCGCUAUUGAACUUUCCAUACUCAGCAGAUGUUCGCAGUACAUCGGCUCAAACCCUUGCCGCUGUUUAUGAAGCGGCUUGCGCCGCAAGGGCAAAUUCGGGAGGUAUGCAUAUUCCGCAGAAAUAUCUCCCUGGUGUUGCAACAUCUAUAGCAAAACAAGAAACGACAUGA
Molecule: messenger RNA, 351 nt
Organism: Cylindrotheca closterium
Lineage: Eukaryota; Bacillariophyta; Bacillariophyceae; Bacillariales; Bacillariaceae
Source: the annotation of a GenBank genome assembly